Molecule: messenger RNA, 1392 nt
Organism: Pediculus humanus corporis (human body louse)
Lineage: Eukaryota; Metazoa; Arthropoda; Insecta; Psocodea; Pediculidae
Exons: 2
Coding region: 1-1392 (463 amino acids)
Molecular function (GO): protein binding
Source: RefSeq, a predicted model, not a curated record
AUGAAGAGAUCUCAAUCAUCUCAUCCAAUAACGGUACAAAAAAGUGACCAAUCUAUCGUGAGGCAAAGAUCUUUUCUCAUUCAUCAUGGAGCAAAUAAACAAUCGGACACUUUUGAACACGAAUUAAGUGAGCAUAAAAUUGAAAAAAUAUAUGCAGAAGCAGAGGAAUCAUUUAACAAAGGCGAUUUCGAAAUAGCGUUAGUUAAAUUUAGCAAGGGUGCUUCUUUAAAGCCUAAAAAUGAGGCGUUCGCUUCAGGUGUGCAAAAAUCAAAAUUAGCAAUAAUAAAUGAUUUGAAAGAAAAUGGUAUUAAUAUGCAACAUUUGAGGGAGGAUGUAGAGGAUAAUGAUUAUAAGACAAUGCCUUAUCAAAAAUCAGUCGACAUUCAAAAAGAAACACCUGAUUUUAAAUCAGACACUGCUAGGUCUAUAUACACGCAAUGUAAAAAACAAGAUGUCCAAAGAGUGUUUAAUUUAAAAGUACACGAUGGUAAAGGCUAUAAAAUAAUUCCAGCAACUGCGAGUGAUGUUAAAGAAUAUUUGCAAGAUAAAGAUUAUUUCAAAAUGAAAGAACAAAAUGCAAAGGAAUGGAAAAAAUUAAGAAGUGAAAUGAAUAAAAAAUUAGCUGAAAAAGAAGCUUUCGAAAGAUUCGAAAAAGAAGCUAAGGUAUUGGAAGAAAAAAAUACAAUUAGACAAUAUUGCGAAGAACAAGUAAUAUUGAUUGGCAGAUAUUAUCAGAAUAACAAAAUCGAAGAUGUAAUAAGAUUUUCCGAAAACUUUAUAAAAUAUUUAAAUAAAAAACCUGAUAAAAUGCUACCGAGAAAAUGGAUUUAUUUGGCAACUGCUUUUAAUUAUUUAGGAAGAGCUUACAUUGAAAAAGAAGAUUUUGACAAAGCAAAGGCUUUUGGAGAAAAACUUUAUAAAGUAGCCAUUUCUUCGGCUAACAGUGAAUUAAUUACACAGAGCUACAUUUUAUCAGGUAAAGUUUAUGUAAAAUUUAGAAAAUUCGAAGAAGCUGCCUUUGUAUGGGAGAAAUUAAUUCCAAUGAUAGAAAAUAGCGAAAAGAAAGCAUGGCUUUUCCAUGAAAUUGGUAGAUGUUAUUUUGAAAUGGGAAAAUAUGAUACAAGUCACAAGUUUGGGGUAGAUUCUGAAUUUUGGGCAACCAAAUGCUCCAAUUCAAAAUGGAUUUGCUCAGCCAAAGUUUUACAAGGACAAUGUGAAAUGAAAAAAAAUAAUUAUACCAAUGCAUAUAAACUAUUUGUCGAAGCUAAACAUCACGCAGAGAUAGUAAACGAUGAAAGUAUUCUAAAAUAUAUAACAUCGAUUGAAGAUUUACUUUUUUCAGCUUUACCAAAGCUAACCACAACUGAAUCAGAAAAAUUUGAUGAUUCUUGA